Messenger RNA from Owenia fusiformis, 809 nucleotides. The record is from the annotation of a GenBank genome assembly. Lineage: Eukaryota; Metazoa; Annelida; Polychaeta; Sabellida; Oweniidae.
CUACUAGGUGUCUUCAAUCAUGAAAGCUCCACGGUGUUCAUUUGUUAUAUUAGUGAUUUUUGCAUGUUUAUUUAUGUAUAUUUAUCACACAUUUAGUGUCGCACAAUCAAGGAAUAAAGGAAUGAAUGAUGAAUGCCAAACAAAUCAAAAGAACAACAUUUCUCAAAAUUUUGGAUUUGAUCAAAUGAACGUUACAGAGAAUCUUAAAUAUAAAGUACCUAAUAUUGUGCACUAUACAUGGUAUACAAAAAAACCGAUAGAGUGGACAUUUUUGCAAUAUCUUAGUGUAUUGAGCGCAUCAAAGUUCAUAAAGCCAUCAAGGAUUAUGUUUCACACAAACUGCACUCCAAUUGGACAUUACUGGAAUCGAACAACUCAGAUUCCAAAUCUUGAAAUUAUUCAACGAAGUCCCCCAAUUAAAAUAUUUGGUAAGAAAGUCCUCUUUUUUUAUGAGACCUCGGCAACUAAUAUUGACAGACUUCUAAUACUGAACAGAAAUGGAGGUAUAUGUUUAGACACGGAUGUGAUAGCUUUAAAAUCAUUUGAUCCACUUCGUGUUUACCCAUUUACAAUGGGUUCUGAAAGCAUAACAAAAUGGGUUCUAUUAAGUGGAGGCAUCAUCCUAUCAGAGCCUGGCUCAACAUUUUUGAAAAUAUGGAUAAACAAUUACGUAGAUGACCAGAGCUCACAAUGGGCGUACAAUUCCGGAAAAAUGCCAACCAAAAUUGCAGCACGCUUUCCAGAAGAUAUUCAUAUUGAAAUGACAUCACUACACCGGCCAUCACACAAGGAACUCGAUCAGAUAUUUG